AUGCUGCAUAGAAGGGGAAGAAAAGUACCGAUGUUAUUUGGAGUCGGAAAAUCCUGAAUUCAAGCCUGUGUCAGCAUUUGAAUUUGCACAUAACAGCAUCAGCAGGCGCUGCUUACAGUCCCGGCAGGUGGUUGGCAGCCACCCACCGGGGGAUACCCCCACGGUCCCGGGGAGCCCCACUCACACUCCACCCGCCGCCUCCGACGCGGCAGCCCCAGCCCUGCCGCCAUGGCCGGCGGCCGCCCCGCUGUGUGUACGACACGUUACCGGGCAACCGCGCCGGGACAUGUGACGGCACGGACCGGAGGUGAGCAGAGCGAGCCGGAAGUGGAGGUCGGUGCGUUCGGUGGUGCCGCUCCCCGCUCUCGUUGCUCCGCCGUCACGCUGGGCUCGGACACGGCGGCAGGCGGGGCCCGGUGAGGCCCGUGGGGUGCGCUCCGGUGCGAGGCCCGCGGCUGGAGCUGCAGCUGGAGCCAUGAAGUUUCUGUUGGUUUUUGAUUUUGACCAUACGAUCGUAGAUGAAAAUAGCGACACUUGGAUUGUGAGAUGUGCCCCUGACAAAAAGCUUCCCAAUGGGUUACAGAACUCCUACCGGCCGGGACACUGGACAGAAUACAUGGGCAGAGUCUUUGUCUACCUGGGGGACAGCGGCAUCCAAGAAGAUGACAUGAAAAGAACCAUGACAGCAAUUCCCUUCACUGCAGGCAUGGUCGAUCUUCUGGGCUUUAUUGGCAAGAACAAAGAGUUUUUUGACUGCAUCAUUGUUUCAGAUUCUAACACAGUAUUUAUUGACUGGAUUUUAAAAGCUGCUGACUUCCACGAGGUGUUUGAUGAAGUGUUUACAAACCCCGCAGCGUUCAGCAGUACUGGCUACCUGACCGUGCAGAACUUUCAUGCCCACCAUUGUCCAAAGUGCCCUAAAAACCUUUGCAAAAGGAAAGUUUUAAAAGAGUUUCUAGAUAAACAGUCAGAGAGAGGAGUGAGUUAUGCACAGAUUGCCUAUAUAGGUGAUGGUGGGAAUGACUUGUGCCCAGUGACGUUUCUGAGGAAGGGUGAUGUUGCUAUGCCCAGACGUGGGUAUACCCUAGAGAAAAAGAUUUCUCAGCUCUCUCAAGAUUUCUGUCCCAUAGAGUGUUCUGUUCUGGUUUGGUCAUCUGCUGUUGAAAUUAUGUCUUAUCUGAAGCUGCUUAUAAAAGAACAAUUGAAGUGAUAGGAAACUGAUAUAUAUAUUUUUCUUCCUUGGUGAGAAAUGCUGAAUGCUCGUGGAAACACAACAUUAUAGAAGUGGGAUAUUAGCUGAACCUGUGUUGUUUAAACUUAAUAUAAAAUCAUAUUUUCAGUUUUGUCAGUAGUGGGAAAGUGAUGUUCAGAUGGCUUUCAGGCAUAGUGUGAAUUCCAACAUUUGUGAGAAGUGGGGUCUGGGGGGAGGAGGGGCAGAGGGGGCUGCAUGAGGAAUCGCCAUUUCCUUUUGUCUUCUCUGUCUUGAGCCUUUACCAGCUGCCAAAGUGAUGUUCCAUGUGCUGUGAGGAAGGAGUAAGAUCAGUGCACAAAAGAAUAAUUAUAAAGAAUGUAUAUGCUUUACUUACCAGGAAUGUGAUUCUGGAACUUUUGGCUUUGAAUACUUUUUAAAAUCAGGAUAAGUGUUUAAUUUGUAAAUGAUUUGUUAUGUCUCUAAUGCUGUUUGAUCUGAAGAUGCAUUUAUAUUUUUAAUAUGCUGAAUUUUUUACCUGAAUAAAUUCCUUUUUAAAAGUUUGUAUUAAAGACAAUAAAUUUAC
Coturnix japonica (Japanese quail) is the source of this 1775-nucleotide messenger RNA. It is a transcript of the gene PHOSPHO2, whose product is annotated as phosphatase, orphan 2. Lineage: Eukaryota; Metazoa; Chordata; Aves; Galliformes; Phasianidae. Gene Ontology annotation, molecular function: phosphatase activity. The record is from RefSeq and is a predicted model, not a curated record.